GCCAAAAUAGACAUUUGUUCUCCUUGAAGGAAGCAGCCUGGAGAGCCUGUGCAUCGGGGAUCAAUGUUGGACUCAAUGUGGACUGAAACUCACUAGCUUUAGAACCUAUGCAAGGACAACAAAGCCUUAGCAUUUGGAUUGUACAAAGCAAAACUAUGCUAUGCCUGUGAGUUCACCGCAACUCACAUUUCUUCAUUGGACACCAUUAUGGAUUCCAGCAAUGACUCCAUGAUCCUCACCAGGGAAGAGACACUACAUGACCUUUUCUCAUCCCCAACCAAUGCCUCCAACUUGUCCUCUCCUUGUCCGGUCCUCCGCUCCAACUACCAGUUUGUGGUCAUCCCAACGCUUUACUGCUUCAUCUUCAUCCUAGGACUGGUGGGCAAUAGUAUCGUUGUUGCAGUGUUGUGUUGGCAACGGAAGCCAAAGACGGUAGCCAAUGUCUACAUUGUCAACUUGGCGGUGGCCGACCUCCUUGCCUUGGUUACUGUCCCCUUCUGGGCCGCUUACUACGCCUACGGGUACAACUGGCGCUUCGGCUCAGCAAUGUGCAAGAUCUCUGGCUCGCUCCUCUCUCUUACAAUGUUUGCCAGCAUCUUCUUCAUCACUUGCAUGAGUGGCAACCGCUACAAGGCCAUCAUCCACCCUUUCCGGUCCCAACAAGGAACUCCCAAGAAGGCAUCGGUUGUGGCCUUCAUAGUGUGGGGAUUAGCCGCUUUGGCUUCCUUGCCCACUUUCUACUUCAGGAACACCAAGUACAUCCCAGAGUGGGACGUGACCGCUUGCAUCAUGGCCUAUCCAUUGGAGAAGUAUUCCGAAUGGUCAGCCGGGACAGCAUUGGUGAAGAACACAUUAGGGUUCAUCAUCCCGCUCUCUGUCAUCAUCGUGUGCUAUGUUUCCAUCCGGAUCCAUUUGAUGAAGGCCCGGGGGUUCAGGAAGACCAAGCAGAUGAGGGACCACGUCUUGAAGCUAGUAGCUGCGGUGGUGGCGGCCUUCUUGAUCUGCUGGCUCCCCUUCCACAUCUUGACCUUUCUGGAUGCCUUGUUUUGGAUGGAGGUGAUCAGCGACUGCCGGGUCACCUCCGCCAUUGACGCUGCCUUGCCUUUCGGCCUCUUGAUGGGCUUCACCAACAGCUGCAUCAACCCUUUGUUGUACUACUUCAUUGGAAGGCAGUUCCAGGACAGGCUCCAACAUCUGCUGAAGCUGAGCCUCUACCAGUUUAAUAGCAAUCGGGAUAUCUUUCGUGCCGGCAAAAUCGACUCGGUCAAAACGGUUGAGUCUUUGGUGGAUGCUGAACAUGGAGGAGGUGCCGAAAGGCCACAAACUGACCCAUUAUGCGUUUCCUAAACAAUAUAUGGAAAUAUUUCAGAUAUUCUGACACUUCUAUGGAUGUUCUGGUCCCUCUUUUAUGAGUGAAUGUACACUGUAGAAUGAAUGUAGGUUAAUACCACUUUAACUGCCGUGGUUUAAUGCUAUGGAAGCCUCAGAGUUGUAAUGACUCAACACUAUGGAAAUAUGGGAUUUGCAGAUUUACAAAGUAUCUGGCCUUCUCUGACUGACAGACAGCACUAAAUCACGGGUUUUAGUGAGGGGC
This is a messenger RNA of Anolis sagrei ordinatus, 1594 nucleotides long. The record is from RefSeq and is a predicted model, not a curated record. Lineage: Eukaryota; Metazoa; Chordata; Lepidosauria; Squamata; Anolidae.